Messenger RNA from Pyrenophora tritici-repentis Pt-1C-BFP, 1688 nucleotides. Its product is annotated as glutathione reductase. Gene Ontology annotation, biological process: cellular response to oxidative stress; glutathione metabolic process; cell redox homeostasis. Gene Ontology annotation, molecular function: flavin adenine dinucleotide binding; NADP binding; glutathione-disulfide reductase (NADPH) activity. Gene Ontology annotation, cellular component: cytosol; mitochondrion. NCBI's taxonomy places the organism in Eukaryota, Fungi, Ascomycota, Dothideomycetes, Pleosporales, Pleosporaceae. The record is from RefSeq and is a predicted model, not a curated record.
AAAGAACUGCGACCCUUAGACUGCGAGCUCUAUCGACGAGUCUCCGUACCACUGCCCCUCCAUCCACUCGACAAACCAUCCUAUCUCGGUCGCACUUCCACCCUCUGCCAACAGCAGUGGCAUCCUCACGCCUAUCGAAACUUUCAUCUCAUUUCUCCACAUCCGGCAUCAAUAUGUCGUCCAAUACGAAGGAGUGCGAUUACCUAGUGUUGGGUAUCGGUAGUGGUGGUAUUGCCUCUGGUCGACGAGCAGCCAAACACGGCGCCAAAGUCAUUGCGAUUGAAUCAUCACGAUACGGCGGUACCUGUGUGAACGUUGGUUGUGUACCGAAGAAGGUGACUUGGAAUGCCGCAGCCAUUGCGGAAACCUUCAAGGACGCGCCCGCAUACGGCUUCCAGGUUGGCGGCGUACCGGACUUUGACUGGCCAUACUUUAAGAAGAAGCGAGACGACUACGUCAAGCGCCUAAACGGCAUCUACGAGAACAACCUGAACAAGGACGAGAUCGAGCACUUCAGAGGGCGUGCGAAAUUCGUUGCAAAGGACGAGGUCGAGGUUGCACUCAAUGACGGAGGUGUCCAGCGCAUCAAGGCGAAACACAUCCUCAUUGCGACCGGAGGACGACCCAUGAUACCCGAUAUUCCCGGCAAGGAACUUUGCAUCAACAGUGACGGUUUCUUCGACCUUGAGAAGCAGCCCAAGAGUAUCGCGACAAGCGGCGCAGGAUAUAUCGGUGUUGAGAUGACUGGUAUGCUCCAUGCCCUGGGCACGAAAACACACUUCUUCAUCCGUGGUGAUAAGCUUCUCCGGAGUUUUGACCCUAUGAUCCAAGACACUGUAACCCAGGAGUAUGAACGUCAAGGCAUCAACCUGUACAAGGGUACACAAAUCACAAAGGUAGAAGAUAUCGGCCAUGGACUGAAGCGUGUCACCUACCAAGAGACUGAGACGAAGAGGGAAUCGACUGUUGAGGUCGAAGAGGUCCUCUUCGCGACUGGUCGUGUGCCGGAAAUCGAAGACCUCAAGAUCGCCGACUUUGGCAUCAAGCUCAACGAAAAGAACCACAUCGUGACCGACGAGUACCAGAACACGUCCAUCCCUAACAUCUAUGCCAUCGGAGAUGUUUGCGAUCGCGGCUUUGAACUCACCCCUGUGGCCAUUGCCUCUGGCCGUCGCCUGUCUGACCGUCUCUUCAACAACCAGCCCGAUGCACACCUGGAAUACGAAAAUAUCCCCUCUGUCGUUUUCGCCCACCCCGAGAUCGGUUCGAUUGGCUUGACUGAGCCCGAAGCCCGCAAAAAGUAUGGUGACGACAAGAUCAAGAUCUACAAGACCCAGUUCACAGCCAUGUACUUCGCCAUGAUGGACCCUAGCGAGAAGCAGCCCACGGCCUACAAGAUCAUUUGUGCAGGUGAUAAUGAGAAAGUCGUUGGUCUGCAUAUCUUGGGUCAGGGCAGCAGUGAAAUCCUGCAAGGAUUUGGUGUGGCGAUUAAGAUGGGUGCAACGAAGAAGGAUUUUGAUAACUGUGUGGUACGUGGUAUUCUAACCUUCCUUUCUUGUGCUAUUGUCCGUCCCUUGCUGCAUAUGCCGCAAUUUCUCGCUUACUCGGAUGACGAAACCGCAUUGUCAAGGUUCAAGGAUGGUGACAGCACUGGAAUUUUUAUACUGAUGCACAUCGAUGCAUACUGA